AUGAACUAUAUUUCAGCUGGAAACAUUGUAACCGAGGGUACGUCAACAAGCCAGUUCACGACUACGCCUACCACGUUGCCAACGUCUCCGUCUAGUACAACAGUGUCGACGACGACUACCAGCACAACGACACUAACUACACCGACUAGCAUAGCGUCUAAACCUCCAACCGGUUUAACAAAUAAACCCCCGACGGGAUCAAGCGGCACACCUUCAACCGGUUCAACAAGUAAACCUCCAACCGGUUUAACAAAUAAACCUCCAACGGGAUCAAGCAGCAAACCUACAACAGGUUCAACAAAUAAACCUCCAACCGGUUUAACAAAUACACCUCCAACCGGUUUAACAAACAAACCCCCGACGGAAUCAAGCAGCAUACCUACAACCGGUUCAACAAAUAAACCUCCAACCGGUUUAACAAAUAAACCCCCGACGGGAUCAAGCGGGAUAUCUACAACCGGUUCAACAAAUAAACCUCCAACCGGUUUAACAAAUAAACCCCCGACGGGAUCAAGUGGCAUAUCUACAACCGGUUCAACAAAUAAACCUCCAACCGGUUUAACAAAUAAACCCCCGACGGGAUCAAGCGGCACACCUACAACCGGUUCAACAAGUAAACCUCCAACCGGUUCAACAAAGAAACCUCCAACCGGUUUAACAAAUAAACCCCCGACGGGAUCAAGCGGCACACCUUCAACCGGUUCAACAAGUAAACCUCCAACCGGUUUAACAAAUAAACCUCCAACGGGAUCAAGCAGCAAACCUACAACAGGUUCAACAAAUAAACCUCCAACCGGUUUAACAAAUACACCUCCAACCGGUUUAACAAACAAACCCCCGACGGAAUCAAGCAGCAUACCUACAACCGGUUCAACAAAUAAACCUCCAACCGGUUUAACAAAUAAACCCCCGACGGGAACAAGCGGCACACCUACAACCGGUUCAACAAAUAAACCUCCAACCGGUUUAACAAAUAAACCCCCGACGGGAUCAAGCGGCAUAUCUACAACCGGUUCAACAAAUAAACCUCCAACCGGUUUAACAAAUAAACUUCCAACCGGUUUAACAAAUAAACCCCCGACGGGAACAAGCAGCACACAUACAACCGGUUCAACAAAUAAGCUCCCAUCCGGUUCAACAAAUAAACCUCCAACCGGUUUAACAAAUAAACCCCCGACGGGAACAAGCAGCACACAUAUAACCGGUUCAACAAAUAAGCCUCCAACCGGUUCAACAAAUAAACCUCCAACUGGUUUAACAAAUAAACCCCCGACGGGAUCAAGCGGCACACCUACAAGAGGUUCAACAAAUAAACCUCCAACCGGUUCAACAAAUAAACCUCCAACCGGUUUAACAAAUAAACCCGUGACGGGAUCAAGCGGCAUAUCUACAACCCGUUCAACAAAUAAGCCUCCAACCGGUUUAACAAGUAAACCCCCGACAGGAUCAAGCAGCAUAUCUACAACCGGUUCAACAAAUAAACCUCCAACCGGUUUAACAAGUAAACCCCCGACGGGAUCAAGCAGCACACCUACAACCGGUUCAACAAAUAAACCUCCAACCGGUUUAACAAAUAAACCCCUGACGGGAUCAAGCAGCAAAUCUACAACCGGUUCAACAAAUAAACCUCCGACCGGUUUAACAAAUAAACCCCCGACGGGAUCAGGCAACACACCUACAGCCGGUUCAACAAAUAAACCUCCAACCGGUUUAACAAAUAAAUUUACAACCGUUUUAACAAAUAUACCUCCAACGGGAUCCAGCAGCACACUUACAACCGGUUCAACAUAUAAGCCUCCGAGAGGUUCAACAAAUAAACUUCCAACGGGAUCAAGCAACACACCUAUAACCAGUUCAACAAAUAAACCUCCAACAAGAUCAAGUAGCACACUUACAACCGGUUCAACAAAUAAACCUUCAACUGGAUCAAGCAAGACAAAUCCACCUGGUUCAACAAAUACACCUUCAACGGGAUCAAGCAGCAAACCUUCAACCGGUUCAACAAAUAAACCUCUAACCGGUUUAACAAACAAACCUCCAACAGGAUCAAACAGCUCACCUCCAACCGGCUUAACAAAUAAACCUAUUGCCGGUUCAACAAAUAAACCCCUAACAGGGUCAAGCAGUAAACCUCGAACCGGUUCAACAAAUAAACCCCCAACUGGAUCCAGCAGCAAACCUUCAACCGAUUUAACAAAUAAACCUCCAUCGUCAUUAUCAUCGAGCAGCAAACCUUCAACCGGUUCACCAAAUAAACCUACAACCGGAUCAAGUAGUAAAUCUUCAACCGAUUCUAACAGCAAACCUCCAACAGGGUCAAACAGUAAACCUACAACUGAAUCGGUUAGCAAAACCCCAGCGAUAUCAAACACCACCAACCCCGCUAAUACAACCAAUACAAGGACAGGAGCUGUCUAUGCAGCUGCAGACGUGGGGCUUCUUCUGUGGCUGUUACCGCUGAUCGUGCUGUUGCUGCUGUUACUCUACUUCUGUCUCUGGUGCCUGUGGUGUUAUGCCAAAAGAAAACGAGCGAAAGUGAUACCCACAGCCGUAACGAGCUCUUCCCCGAUUUGGUAUGUUGGUGCAUCUCCUGAUACUGACGUAACCACGAAGCGCGGGGGCGUCAUAAUCAGCACCCUGAACGGCCCUUACUUCGCCUACGACGAACACCAGGAUUACAUAGACGUGACGACAGUGCACGAUGGGCGCAGAGGGAAAAGGAAGAAGCGUAAGACACGGAAAGGAUCAGAGAAGGCGAAAUCGGAUGAGUUUGAGAGAGAGUGGUACCGGUACAAAACCUCAGCGCACUACGUCACGAUGAAACCGCUGGAGACAAAUGAUUAUGUUAAGAAUGAAACCGAUGGAAAAGCGAAGGUUAAAACAGAGUUGCAAAAUGGACAUGUGUGAGUUAGGAGAUUGUUGCAGGACUUAAAGUUUUUUUACAAUUUCAAUUUGUUUCCCUUUGGAAGCCAUUUGCUAUAACAAAUAUAAAAUGUUUGCAGGCAGUAGAAAACGGGACGUAUGUUUAUACUGUAUUGUACGGUGACACAAUUUUCCUCUCUUUGGAAACCGUCUGCUAUUGUACUAUAAAAAAUGGAA
This is a messenger RNA of Gigantopelta aegis, 3099 nucleotides long. Its product is annotated as mucin-5AC-like. The record is from RefSeq and is a predicted model, not a curated record. The coding region runs from base 1 to 2907 and encodes 968 amino acids. The transcript has 4 exons. Lineage: Eukaryota; Metazoa; Mollusca; Gastropoda; Neomphalida; Peltospiridae.